This is a messenger RNA of Aspergillus homomorphus CBS 101889, 663 nucleotides long. RefSeq lists its product as uncharacterized. The transcript has 2 exons. Bases 1 to 663 code for a protein of 220 amino acids. NCBI's taxonomy places the organism in Eukaryota, Fungi, Ascomycota, Eurotiomycetes, Eurotiales, Aspergillaceae. The record is from RefSeq and is a predicted model, not a curated record.
AUGAGUACGACCGUUAUCUAUAAGCCAUGGGAUCUGCUGAUCCACGAGGUCUGGGUCCUGGGUAUCGUCUCGACCUGGGCCUGGGGCUGCAGUACCUCCGAAGAUCUUCUCCCACAAUUCCGCGCCAGUAUAGGCAAAAAUCACCUCGAUAUCGGCAGUGGCACAGGAUAUUACCUUCGUCAGGGCGAGAUCCCCGCCACGACGCUCCUGGCACUGCUAGACUUGGAGCACCCUGCGCGGAAUCUGGGCUUGCAGCGCUGUGGCCGACCAGACGCGUGCGGCCUACAAGCUGAUAUCCUACAGCCCCUGCCGGUAACCGACACGUUCGAUUCGGUCUCCAUGUACUAUCUGCUACACUGCAUACCGGCUACUAUGGCCGAGAUAUGUGCUAUCUUCAAGCACAUCAAGCGCAACAUGACCCUCGACGGCAUCAUACACGGUGCCAGCGUUCUGGGCAAGGGUGUGCGCAAGGACAACUGCUUCGCUGCCCAUGUGCGCCGCAGCGGACUGAACACCGGCAUCUUUCACAAUACCGAUGAUAAUGCAUAUGACUUUGAACAUGCUCUGCCCACGAACUUUGAGGAGGUCGAAACGCGAGUUGUAGGCUCAGUGUUCAUGUUUCGUGCCUCGAAGCCUAAGCAAAAAAAAAGGGUGAUUUGUUAA